Alnus glutinosa is the source of this 916-nucleotide messenger RNA. Its product is annotated as pathogenesis-related protein STH-21-like. Lineage: Eukaryota; Viridiplantae; Streptophyta; Magnoliopsida; Fagales; Betulaceae. Gene Ontology annotation, cellular component: cytoplasm; nucleus. Gene Ontology annotation, biological process: defense response; abscisic acid-activated signaling pathway. The coding region runs from base 207 to 689 and encodes 160 amino acids. The transcript has 2 exons. The record is from RefSeq and is a predicted model, not a curated record. Gene Ontology annotation, molecular function: abscisic acid binding; protein phosphatase inhibitor activity; signaling receptor activity.
AAGCAGUCCAAAACCAACAAAAGUGGAAGCCCUUUGAAGUUUGAAGUCCUCCAUUUCUUUGGCUGCGCUGCUCGCACAUCUAACUUAAUUCUUAUCUUUCUUAACGAUGAAUUUACGAAGCCUACCCCAUAUACUCAAUCUAUAUAUAAAUAUAUAUAGCUAGCCAAAGUGAUUCCCAAGUUCUCAUCACUACAAUCUACAAAGCCAUGGGUGUCACCAGCUUUCCACAAGAGUUCACAUGCCCGAUUGCCCCAGCAAGAAUGUUCAAGGCAUUGAUCUUAGACUCCUCCAACCUCAUCCCAAAGCUCUUGCCACAAUUCAUAAAAAGCAUUACUUUAAUCCAAGGAGAUGGAGGAGCCGGAAGCAUUGAACAAGUCAACUUCACUGAAGGUAGCCAAUUUAAACAUGUGAAGCACCGAAUUGAUGAGCUUGAUAAGGGCAAUCUAGUGUGCAAGUACACCAUGAUUGAAGGGGACCCCUUGGGUGACAAGCUUGAAUCUAUUGCUUAUGAGGUCAAGUUUGAGGCCGCCACUGAUGGGGGAUGCAUCUGCAAGAUGACAAGCAAAUACAUCACUAAAGCCGAUUUUGAAAUCAAAGAAGAAGAUAUUAAGGAGGGCAAGGACAGUGCUAUUGGGAUCUACAAAGUUGUGGAAGCCUACCUGUCGGAGAACCCUCAAGUCUACGCUUAAUUAGUUCCCUAAGAUGUUUCGAUUCUAUAUAUACGCCAUACUAGUCGUUCUUUGUUUGCUCUUUAAAUUUUUAUUUUAUUUUUUGUCAUAUGGUUUCCUAGCUAUACACUUUGAUUACUAUAUGCCCUGUUUUGUUGACAGAAAAAGGUAUAUAUGCCCGUUGAGAGCCAAAUUUACAGUUCUGUAGUUUGCAAAUCCUUCUGAUGUCAUUCCUCUCCUUUAUGUCA